Culex quinquefasciatus (southern house mosquito) is the source of this 2101-nucleotide messenger RNA. Its product is annotated as esterase B1. The record is from RefSeq and is a predicted model, not a curated record. Lineage: Eukaryota; Metazoa; Arthropoda; Insecta; Diptera; Culicidae. Bases 8 to 1759 code for a protein of 583 amino acids. The transcript has 3 exons.
GGACGGAAUGUUGCUGUUUCUGCUGCUGGAAGCGCUGAGCUUUAGCUCGGCCACCAAGAAUCCCUGCGUGGUCGAGUUUGGUAGCAACUCCUCCGGAGUUGGCGUGUUUGACGAAACGUUCUCAAGCACUCCGCAGUGCUCGUACUAUGGAGUUUGUUACGCGGAAGCUCCCGUUGGAUCGUUGAGGUUUAUGAAUCCAGUUCUUCACGACCCGCGAGGACCGCAGAAUUACACCAAGCAGGGUACCAUGUGUCCGCAGAUGAAUACUCACAACGGAAGCAUCAUGGGCGUUGAGGAUUGUCUUGUGAUGGACAUCAUUACGCCGUUUGUACCAGGACCAUCAAAGCCAACCAAACUCCCGGUUUUAGUGUACAUCCACGGUGGAUCCUUCGUGAAUGGAUAUUCCGGACUGGGUCUCUGGAAGGGUGCCGAUCUUCUAAUCGAUAAAAAUGUCAUCGUAGUCAGUAUCAACUACCGCCUUAAAGUUCUAGGAUUCCUUCGCCAUCCUGAGUUCAACAUCACCGGCAACUUUGGUUUGAAAGACCAACGAACUGCGCUGCUGUGGAUCCAGAAGUACAUCCACCUCUUCGGCGGUGAUCCCACUCGGGUAACACUCAUGGGACACAGCGCCGGAGGCGCCUCGGUGAUCUACCAUCUGUACGCCAAGACUUCUAAGGGACUAUUCCAGCAGGUGAUUUCGCUCGGCGGGACUAUGAUUGCCCCGUGGGCGCUGAACUACAAACCGCAAGGAAUCACCGCGGAGUUGCUGCGGAGAUUGAACGUGACUUUGCUGGAGGAGCUUCAAAAUAUUGACUACAAAAAGUUGUUCUUCGACGAUCGGUUCGAUUUCAGCUGGUACUUCACCAUGAUACAUGACGGAUUCGUUCCAACGCUGGAAGAUCCAGACGAUCCAGAAGCAUUCAUCACAGUACCACCUCAUACGCUGAUUCUGGACAAACCGGCCAGCGAUGUCCCGUUAAUAGUAGGCCAAACCGCUACCGAGUACAGGUUGAUGCUGAAGUACCUGGAGUUCUUCAUAAUGGGUAGCUACUUCCCGCACAAAUCCUGGCAGCCAAUCUACUACGACAUUGCCAAGUUAGUGCAGAGCAAGAUCAACGCUAGUGACAAGCCCGAUAUCAUCGUACAAUUGGCCAACCUGGCCAGUGGAUAUUACCCGGUUAAACGAACGAUCCAGCAUCUGGUGAGUCAGAGCUCAUCUCCCGUGUACUACUUCCAGUUUGAGUAUGAGGGACGCUUUGGAUACCUGAAAAGGGAUCAGAAUCAAACCAACCAGCAUGGAGCGGCUCACGGCGAUGAGUUGGGGUACAUAUUUUCACCACUUGUGGAGGAUGAAGCAGUUGCUGAUCGGGAGAGAUUCCGGACUGAGUGGAGUGUCCACGAGGAAACUGUUCAGUUGGUGUCGGAUUUCGUGAAAUUUGGAAAUCCUACUCCUCAAGUGGAUAUUCAACCCAAUCUAGUUUGGCCACAGUACAGCGAGAGCGAUUCAACCGAUCGAAAGUAUUUGAACAUCGGACAAAAUUUGGAAAUAAUCCCAGAUACUGACUCUGAAGACGAUUUGUUCAACUUUUACGAACCAAUCUAUGAAUGUUUGUACUAUCACAACUGUGACGAAGUGGAAGUGAUGGUGAAGAGCAUGAAGAGAACUGAAUCAAGUCAGUUUGAUAACAUUGUCAAAAUGAUGUGCAAAAAUGCUGGUAAAAAUGGAGCUGAGAUACCUGACAUGUGCUAUGCAUUUUGAGCAAAUUUCGCUUCUCGAAGCCGUAUGGAACAAACUACCUCAACUCACUUAGAUUACAAUUAUCAAAUAGCUCAAAAAUACAUUUCUCAACUCUAGAUGGUGUCAAACAGCACGAUUUCUCCAUAUGUUACAAAUUUCCCGUUUCCCCAAAAAGCAAAAGUUCGUGAUAUGUGCUUGCAGCAUAUUCGGGUCAAACGAAUAAACCUGGGGCUCUCCCUGGAAACUGGCGAUAAUGGCGAACACGUUUCCAGGUAAAGCUUUAGCCUCGUUAUGUGAACAACAGUGCUGAAAAGUUCAUCGCCAAUAAAAGCUACUUUAUUAGUGGGUGACACCAUGCAAGAA